GAUAGCAAACAGGCAGAGCGUACAGUGUAGGGCCUCAUCAGGAUGACCCAAUAGGAGCCCCACUCGGGCAACAGACAGGACAGGCAUCGGCCAUGGAAGGACUUGAGCCUUGGGUAGAUUCAGAUGUGGAGCUGCAGACCAUGGGCCACCUCUGACCUUCAUCUGUGUGUUCCUGUGGUGGAGUGCAGACCCGUGACCUUAAGGGGGAUGGGAGCCCCAGGGUUUUCUCUGUAGCCUUGCCUACUUAAGGUGGAUACAAAAACAGGGCAACAGAGCUUUGACCUCUUGGUGAUCGGUGGGGGAUCUGGUGGCCUAGCUUGUGCCAAGGAAGGCACCAAGUGGGGUCUUGGUGGCACCUGUGUCAACGUGGGUUGCAUACCCAAGAAGCUGAUGCAUCAGGCCGCACUGUUGGGCGGCAUGAUCAGAGAUGCUCACCACUAUGGCUGGGAGGUGGCCCAGCCUGUCCGACACAACUGGAAGACAAUGGCAGAAGCCGUGCAAAACCAUGUGAAGUCCUUGAACUGGGGUCAUCGAGUCCAACUGCAGGACAGGAAAGUCAAGUACUUUAACAUCAAAGCCAGCUUUGUCGAUGCGCACACAGUUCUCGGUGUGGACAAAGGUGGGAAGGCGACUCUGCUUUCAGCCGAGCACAUAGUCAUUGCUACAGGAGGACGGCCAAGGUACCCCACACAAGUCAAAGGAGCCCUGGAAUAUGGAAUCACAAGUGACGACAUCUUCUGGCUAAAGGAGUCCCCUGGGAAAACGUUGGUGGUUGGAGCCAGUUACGUGGCCCUAGAGUGUGCUGGCUUCCUCACUGGGAUUGGACUGGACACCACGGUCAUGAUGCGCAGCGGCCCUCUCCGAGGCUUUGACCAGCAAAUGUCAUCUUUGGUCAUAGAGCACAUGGAAUCUCAUGGCACCCAGUUCCUGAAAGGCUGUGUCCCCUCCCUUAUCAAAAAACUCCCAACUAACCAACUGCAGGUGACUUGGGAGGACCAUGCUUCUGGCAAGGAGGACUCCAGCACCUUUGACACUGUCCUGUGGGCUAUAGGGCGAGUUCCUGAAACCAGAAAUUUGAAUCUGGAGAAGGCUGGUGUUAAAACCAACCCUGAGAAUCAGAAGAUCAUUGUGGAUGCUCAGGAGGCCACGUCUGUACCCCACAUCUACGCCAUUGGGGAUGUUGCCGAGGGGCGGCCGGAGCUGACACCCACAGCCAUCAAGGCAGGGAAGCUUCUGGCUCAGCGGCUUGUUGGGAAAUCCUCAGCCUUAAUGGAUUACAGCAAUGUUCCCACAACCGUCUUUACACCCCUGGAGUACGGCUGUGUCGGGCUGUCUGAGGAGGAAGCUGUGGCCUUGCAUGGCCAGGAGCAUGUAGAGGUUUACCAUGCGUAUUAUAAGCCCCUAGAGUUUACGGUGGCAGAUCGGGAUGCAUCACAGUGCUACAUAAAGAUGGUAUGCUUGAGGGAGCCCCCACAACUGGUGCUGGGCCUGCACUUCCUUGGCCCCAACGCUGGAGAAGUCACCCAAGGAUUUGCUCUUGGGAUCAAGUGUGGGGCGUCAUACGCACAGGUGAUGCAGACAGUGGGGAUCCACCCCACCUGCUCUGAGGAGGUAGUCAAACUGCACAUCUCCAAGCGCUCCGGCCUGGAGCCUACUGUGACUGGUUGCUGAGGUUAAGUCACCAUCCCUGCUGCACUAAGGACACACAACGUGCCAUGUGCCCAGUACAAGGCUCCGCAGACACCUGGAUCCAGGACUGGAAGGCCUUGAUGCCUCUCCGCGAUCUGAGAAGAUGUGGAUGGAGCACCGUGUGUCUGCAUAGAUGGCGUGUGUCCUGCAGGGAUGACUGCACCCCUACACCCCCUGGCCAGCCUUCACACACUGCCAGCGUCAGAUGAUGAUGGCCUGGGCAGAAACCCCAUGUGGGCUGCCCAGGUUUGAACCCCUGGCAGUUCUGGAGUGCUAAUAAAGAGGGUGUUUUACUAAA
This is a messenger RNA of Apodemus sylvaticus (European woodmouse), 1987 nucleotides long. RefSeq names its product thioredoxin reductase 2 (gene Txnrd2). Gene Ontology annotation, cellular component: cytosol; mitochondrion. The record is from RefSeq and is a predicted model, not a curated record. Lineage: Eukaryota; Metazoa; Chordata; Mammalia; Rodentia; Muridae. Gene Ontology annotation, molecular function: thioredoxin-disulfide reductase (NADPH) activity; glutathione-disulfide reductase (NADPH) activity; flavin adenine dinucleotide binding. Bases 391 to 1671 code for a protein of 426 amino acids. The transcript has 18 exons. Gene Ontology annotation, biological process: cellular response to oxidative stress; cell redox homeostasis; glutathione metabolic process.